This is a messenger RNA of Pantherophis guttatus, 1863 nucleotides long. RefSeq names its product coiled-coil domain containing 137 (gene CCDC137). NCBI's taxonomy places the organism in Eukaryota, Metazoa, Chordata, Lepidosauria, Squamata, Colubridae. Gene Ontology annotation, cellular component: nucleus. The record is from RefSeq and is a predicted model, not a curated record.
UAGAGUGCCUAAGCAAGGGAAGACUGAGCUAGGAAGCGACUGCAGCACGUGGGUGCGUUUGUCAGAAGCGGCGAUGGGCAAAAAAGAGAAGAAAGUUGCUGUGGCUUCCGCUGCUCCGCGGAAGGGGCUUCUCCCCCGUAGUAGCCAUGUGAAGAAAAAGGCAAAUUCAAAACCAGAUUGCCUGAAUCAGCAAGAAAUUCCAUAUCGGUUGAGAGAAAUCAUGAGGAGCCGAAAUGAACUAAAAAACCCCACCCGCAAGAAGAAGAAAGCUGCAAAUAAGCAGAGGCCUCAGUCAGAGGGUGACAUACCAGUACCGAAGUUCAAGAGACGGCGAGGGGAAACUCAGACCUCAUACAAUAGACGUAUGGACCGGGAAAUUGAGCACGUGCGCUUUCUCACUGAAAACCAGACACAGCGUGAGCCUGAAAAAGAGAUAAAAGUCCAAGAAAAGUCACAGAAGAAAAAAGAAUUUCAGAAGAAGAGGCUGGAAAAAAUCCGUAAGCAAAAAACAGAGAAAAAAAUAACAAUGCUCGAGAAGGACCUUCUCAAAGACUCAAUAAAUUUUGGAGAAGUUGCUCUACAGCCUCCCACGCUUACAGCGAAACCCAGAAAGAGUGUUAUCAAAGACAAGGGUGAUCAGAGGCAGCAACUUCUCCUAACACCUCUUUUGGGCUCUGGCAGGAAAGCCAGUGUUAAAAAACCAGUCCAUGCCUCUCUCGCUCGCCAAAGGAUCGUUCAAGAGGAGAGAGAACGGGUUGUCCAAGCUUAUCGGGAUAUAAAGAAAAGGAAACAGCAGCAGCAACAGCAGUUGAAGGAAAGCUUUCGUGCUAUAGAUAAACUAAAGAAACCAGCCUGAGUUGGCAGAACAGUUUUAUCAUUCCGAGAAACACGAUGCCAUUACAAACCAAUUAUAGAAUGACAACUAAGUCUACUUCUCCUUUCCACUUCGAAUGAGAAGUAACCAGCAACACUGAUAAACAGAUUAACAGCUGAGCAAUGCAAGUUUACAAGCUUCGCUUUUCUGAGCAGACCAAAUUCUUUGAAAAGUGUUUCUUGUAUCUCAGUUUGUUGAAUUUGUAACAUGAAGAAACACCUCCACACACACACACAUUUGCACCCCCUACUUCCAAAAGGAUUAGUAAUUUGGAUUGGCUACAAGAGUCGGAGCUAGUUUUCAGAUAUCAAUCUAUUUUGAUGUUUCUCAUAAGCCUCCUUCUGAUGCUGAAGAAAACUGUUCUCCAGUUGGACAUUGCACUCCUUUUGGAAUUUUUUUAAGUCUGUGUGUGUUUUCCCCAUACCUGGAUUGUCAAAAAAGUUUGUGAAAAAAACAAAACAAUCCAGACUGGGUCCCUCUUUGAAGUUUAGUUACCAGCUUCUGAAUCAAAGUCAGAGAUGUGUUGAGGGACUUGGACCAUUUUCUCCAAGAUGUUAUCAGAGCAGAUGAAUUGGAUUAAAAUAUGUUUCUACACAAAUGUAUCUUCUUGCUAGUUUGCUGGUUCUAUUGUUGAAAAUGAUUUCCUUGCAGAAGAGAAAAGGGAUUGCUACUCUAGGUACAGCUACUAGAUGGACAUCCACCAUUGAAUACCAGCAAAAACUUUGAUUGGAUGGAAGUCCUUAAGAGAAGAUAAAGCAGAAGGCGCACUUCCUUGGCAGAGGUUUAAGAUGAAGGGGAGGAAGCAACAUGCUUAUUUUGCAGAGCAUUUUUGACAACUUUAUGAAAGCGAUCAGAGGGAGACAAUUUUGCCAUCUUUGUCUUUCCCUUCCAAAUCCUGGUGCUGUUGUACAAUAACAAGAACAUAUAUUGGCAAAAACCAAUGAAAGAAUUUAAAUAGAGAAAUAAAGCGGCAUUGCUGUACCCAGUAA